Messenger RNA from Haliotis rufescens (red abalone), 6138 nucleotides. RefSeq names its product proline-rich protein HaeIII subfamily 1-like. The transcript is spliced from 11 exons. The coding region runs from base 56 to 1258 and encodes 400 amino acids. The record is from RefSeq and is a predicted model, not a curated record. NCBI's taxonomy places the organism in Eukaryota, Metazoa, Mollusca, Gastropoda, Lepetellida, Haliotidae.
CGUCUAUCGAUUGCUUAACAUAACAUUUCGCCCAUCGCUCGGCUGAAAGACAGCCAUGGCAAAGUGGAUAACGUUGUGUUUUCUCGUAGUCUGCGUGGCAGUUAUCAUCUUAACCCUUGUUGACAAUGCCGAUGCAGCCAGAGGGGGACGAUUUAGUUCACGAAGCGCCCGAUAUGGAACUAGAGUGAGAGUGAGGAACAGGAUCAGUUCAGCUAGGUAUGGUCGCACAAGGUAUGGUGGAACGAGGUACAGUGGAACGAGGUACGGUGGCACCAGGUUCAGUGGCACCAGGUACGGAAGUAGCAGGGUCCGCAUUCGUCAGCGAGUCCGCUACCGAGGCAGCUCAAGGAUGUACAAGGGCAGCUAUGGUCUGACCAGAUCUACAUGGAAGAAUGCCUUCCUGCUGGGAACUAUCUACCACGGCCCGUGGUACCUCCGCUCCCGACGCUAUCACUCUCACCCAAACAACAUGCCGACCAUAUGUCGCAAUAACUACGAGACUGAUGACAACAACACUGUGUACAACCUCUUCUUCUGCCCUCGCUUCUUCGAACCUGACGACUUCCAGUACUGCUGUGGCCCUGAACUUCGUGAAUACUGCUGCAAGUAUUUCGACAGCGCCGGUCGGACUGCAGGAAUCGUGAUCGGCGUGCUGGUGGUGGUGGUCAUCGUUGGGAUCAUCGUGUAUUGCGUAUGUAAGAAGAGGUCGAACCAAGGUGGCAAAGUUUUAAGCCCUUUCUCCAAAUCAGAACCAGCAUAUGCCAUCACCAAUCAGUAUUCCCCUGCACCUACCAUGACGUACGCCGCACCAGUGCAGCCUCCCCCCGCAGAGGCAGGCCCGCCGCCAGGAUACCCUGAUGCAGGUCAAAUGGCCCCCCAGCCCGGAUACCCCCCUCAGCCCGGAUAUCCCCCUCAACCUGGCUACAUACCCCCGCCGGGGCAGCCAGGUGCUCCAGACCAGACGGGGUACUACCCCCCACCUCAAGAAGGAAAGCCUAACCUACCCCCCGGGGAAGUGAGCCAGGGAGGCAUGCCCUACCCUCCACCCCAGGGGGGCAUGUAUCCACCCCCCGCAGGUUACGGAGGAGCCCCACCCGGGUAUGAAGCUGUUUCUACUGGAUACCCACCUCAGCCUCAACCGGGAGUUUACCCCCCACCCACAGGCCCAGGAGGGUACCCCCCACCUAACGCCCCAGGAGGGUACCCCCCACCUAACGUCCCAGGAGCCUACCCCCCACCCCAGCCCUCCGGCUACUGAUGAGGCAGACCCACACAGCUACAGGAGAUGUUGGGAGGAGCUGGCCUUUAUGUAUAUGUUGAAGUUUGGUGAUUAAUUGACUUGAGUCUGGUCAGUUACAUAGGUCCUUCAGGUUUACUGUUAUAAUACUGAUGCUGAUGUGUUUAUUGUCAUCACCUCAUUACUGCCGGUCACAGGUGCUGGGCCCACUUGCACAAAGCGAUCUUAGUGCUAAGACUAUCAUAAGCCUAUGUUAAAGUAUGGGAGUUACGAUCAUCUUAGCGCUAAGAUCGCUUUGUGCAAGUGGGUGCUGGUCUCCGAGGGGAACCGAGUGUCAAUCAGGGGGAAGGAUCGGAACGAUAAUAUAUUCUGAUAAUAUUUAUGAUAUUGUGUAGGUCUGUAUGACUGGCUUUUCUUGAGAGUCAUUCAGGGAGGGUGGUAAUAAAUAUCACACGCAGCCGAGAAUUUGGCCCUCAUGAAUCACUGUUACUACCAGUAGUACCUCUCAAAGCCCCAGAACUUACAGAAGGAAUUCACUGGUGACCGUUAAUCGGUUGUUUUGUUUACUUGUUGUAUAUUACCUUAUUUCAGGCCUUCUUGGUCAUCGUCCUCGGUGGUUCACUUUUGGAUGCAAAUUCUACAGCCUCCCCUACCCUCUGAACUAAGCACUCUACUGACUCCACGGAAACAAUGCUGUGUUCCAGUCACAUCCUACCUCAAGUGUAAUUCAUUGACCUCUUUUCAAAACUGAAAUCUUUCUUCUGGAUGUUUUACAAAACCAUGAAAGAAAUAAAAGAUUCCUAAUCCUGGUGUAAUAAAUCUAAAGCCUUUGAUCCAGAACACCUGUAUUGAUCUGUAAUUUUGAUGGCUGUUGGAAAAUAUUUGGUUAUCAAAAAGGGAAAUAUUUUUUUCAACAGCUUUGACAAAAUCUUAAUUUGUUCAAGAAGUGAACCACGUCUUGACAUGAUAGAAGAAAUAGGUCAGCUGAUCCAGAAUGAGCUGUGUUCAUGUUUGAUCAUGAUUCAUGAUUGUUCCGUAAGGUUAUUUUUGACAGACCUUUUGAAAAAUAAGCAAUCAGAAGUGCCAUUGCUCAACAGAAAACAAUCAAUUUUGUAAUGACCAUAAAAACAAAUAUCUGAUUUUCAGUGUAUAUUUUUGGUUACAGACAAGAUUUUGUACCUGUUUGUUAACUAGAAGUGCCAUGCAUUGUCAACACUUCUUAACACUUGCUACUAAUGUCCGGAUGUCGUAACUUCGUGCCCCCACACACUCACUCAUGCACUUGCUCACUCACGUGUGGGAAAUUGUUAAAAAAAUUAAAAGAAUUGUUUUUGUUUGUUGGGCAGGCAGACAGGGUAAUUAGAGAGGUAGGUCAUAGUCUGUUUGGUGGAUUCUUUACAAGGUUCGUUUCCAGUUGGCUCAAAAUCCCCAAUUUGAGCUCAAAUUAGGUCACUUGUGACGCAGGUGUUAAUUGGCUGACCAAUGGGGGAUUAAUGUAGAGUCUGUUCCAUCUCCUGGACCUAACAGAUACAGAUGGUUCUCACUCACGAUAUUGGCACUAACAACACAUCAUGAUUGGUAAUCAAAACUUUCAGACUUUCGAACUUUCAAAAUUCAACUUUGAAAUGGUAACUUCAGCUUUUAAGCUUUCAAGCUAACAAGCAUUCACCAGACAGGAACAGACUAUAAUCCACCAGCCCUAAUCCCCCCCCAAAUUUCAGUUUUGAGUCAACUGGGAGACCCCCUUUACAAGAAUAUUUAGUGAUGGUUGAAAUGUGAAGUAUAGUCAUCAACGUUUAAGCUCUAACUUUGCCUUGUUCCUACAUGUAGUAACCGUUAUGCAAAUUGUUGGAAGGAGCUUAAUGUAGAAAUUCUAUAAGCUUAUUGUAGAUGGUUUCAGAAUGUUGCCUUUAAGCAGAAUAGUCUGCAAUGAAUGUGUACAUGAACUUGGUGACAUGGUGUCAAGGUGCCCAGGUUUCCCUAUGGCUGUACAUGAUGACUGCCAACUUCCCUCAGUGUAACAGGGACUUCUGAAUGCUUCAUGUCCAGGAACAACAUGGGGGAGGAAAUCUUUAUGUUGCCGUACUGAAACCUGGUGUCUCUCAAUAUUGUGGAGGGGCUUUUUGGUCUAGUGUGCUUAUAGUAUUUGAGAUCAUGUUGAGUGAAGGGUUUGAUUGCUGCCUGAGAAUAUUGUUAAAUAGAUAUCUUGAAGGAGUUUGUAACAGAAGCCAUAACUCGUUUCUUUGAAUGCAUCCCCGGUAUGUUUUAGUCUUGUUUUUAUACACAGUACCUCCGACAGCUUUAUUGUCCACGAUAAAUGCAGGUUUUUGUUACCCGUGUAAUUGGCUAGACUGCAGUUGGCUGAUGCUCGAUAAAUGCAGGUUUUUGUUACCCGUGUAAUUGGCUAGACUGCAGUUGGCUGAUGCUCGAUAAAUGCAGGUUUUUGUUACCCGUGUAAUUGGCUAGACUGCAGUUGGCUGAUGCUCGAUAAAUGCAGGUUUUUGUUACCCGUGUAAUUGGCUAGACUGCAGUUGGCUGAUGCUCGAUAAAUGCAGGUUUUUGUUACCCGUGUAAUUGGCUAGACUGCAGUUGGCUGAUGCUCGAUAAAUGCAGGUUUUUGUUACCCGUGUAAUUGGCUAGACUGCAGUUGGCUGAUGCUCGAUAAAUGCAGGUUUUUGUUACCCGUGUAAUUGGCUAGACUGCAGUCGGCUGAUGCUCGAUAAAUGCAGGUUUUUGUUACCCGUGUAAUUGGCUAGACUGCAGUUGGCUGAUGCUCGAUAAAUGCAGGUUUUUGUUACCUGUGUAAUUGGCUAGACUGCAGUCGGCUGAUGCUCGAUAAAUGCAGGUUUUUGUUACCCGUGUAAUUGGCUAGACUGCAGUCGGCUGAUGCUCUGCAGUCAGCAGCAGGAAGUAUCAAUCAAUUCAUUGUAUCCCUAUUGGUUUUUAAACUGAAAAUAUUGAAGUUAAGUUUCCCAAGGGGUGUCCCCGUAUAUUGUGAUGCUAUUGUUAGGACAGAUCGUUUAGAUUCAGGUGUUCGGUGCAGUUUUGUCACCAGGACCAUGACGUUUUGUCUUACGUAUUUACAUCAGUUUGAUAUUAGUUGUUCAUCUUUUUUACAGCCUAUUUAUGCUGAUUGUAUAUAUAAUGUUUAUUUCUUCACAUAUUUUCAUUAUACAUCAGCAAUUUUGUAAAAUGUUACAUUGCUAUAUUGCAUGUCGUGACUUUCUUUAAAUGUAAAAACUUAUGUCAAUUUCAAUCUUAAUAUUUUUUAUUUCAUACUACCUGGAUGAUAAAGUUCAUCAACUACGUCCAAUGUACACAAGACUGUUUUACAAUUGAUGUUUCUUACAGACAUAAAAAACAUUACAUAAAAAACUAUUUCCGUCUAUUUGAGACAUUUUUUGUCACCCGGAAGAAGGGUGUACUGAACAGUCUGACCUACUUAAAACUGUUACGUGUAUCUAUAUGUGACUUGGAGUGUUUGUUUUUGUUGUUUGACGCCACACUCAGCAAUAUUCCAGCUUUAUGACAGCGGUCUGUAAAUAUCGAGUCUGGACCAAACAAUCCAGUGAUUGACAUGAGCAUCGAUCUAGGCGAUUGGGAUACAAUGACAUGCAUCAACUAAGUCAGCGAACCUGACCACGCGAUCCGGUUAGCAACUCUUAUGACAAGCAUUGGUUGCUGAAGUCCAGUUCUAACCCAGAUCUUCACUGGGAGUGGAUUUGCCCCAGUAUUUUGAUAUUCCUUCAUGUAGCACAUUCUAAAGAACCCUCCAGGUACAUGGUCCAAGGGAGGUAACUCUAAGUCCUCUAUGCAGUGAUGUGCUAGUCAGCGUAAGGAGUUAAACAAGGGUGGCUGAGGUUUGUUAUGUUUGUGAAUGUACUCCAUCAACAGGAGAUUAACGUCAAUCAGUGUCGUCAAGAUGUGUCGACAUCUGUACUCCGCAACAUCAAACUAUAGUCAGUUUAUGGCAGCCAACUGUGCAAGUACACUGUUUGGAGUUUCAACCAAUGCAAAAUGUUGAUUGGUUAGUCUAACAUAUUUAUAAUUGUUAUCACAUUCUUUUUUAUUUCUAACUUGAUGUACAAAUAUAUUCUCAGAAAACCAUACAUGUCAGUUAAAAUUUUAAUAUAAUUGCAAAACAAUAAUUAGAUAUCAUCUUCCAGUAAUUUUAUAUAGGUGAAAUUACUAAAAGUAAAAGACACCGGCAGCUUGGAGUGUUUCUCUGAAUGACACAACCGAUAUUGGUCUGUUAAGAUGUUUGAGAGGAUUGCACACCACGUAACCUGCGAACAAGCCCUCCUGCACCGUGGGUCAUCCAGACUGCUUUCUCCGUUCCAACAUCAUCAGCUCUUAGUCCAAAUAACCAGUGUGUUUCCUCGUCCAAACCUAUGUGAUGUGAUGUAUUUUUCUAUUUCGUUCAUUGAAGAAACAUUUUGCCUGUGUUCAUGUUUCUAUAUGAAGAGUUUUAAGCAUCCAUUUUUGUAUUUUGCUCUAAAUUGACGAAUGCUGAGGGUAUGAGACUCCUAUCCUCCAUUUUGGAUAGAAUUCCCUUUAACAUUUGAACAGUUCUAUGAAAUGAAUAUGUUGAAGUUACAGAUAUGUCAAAUUGAUGUUGAAAUUAAACUUUGAAAAAUGUUUGUAAUAUAAUUUUGAAUGGACUUGUUAGUUUUGAUGGAUAAGUUUUAUAACAUAAUUUCAGUGACCAGAAAAAAGUGUCAGUUUUCAUUUUUUGAUGUUGUGCUUUGAAGUUUUGCCUUGCUAUCCAUAUUGGAUCAACUAUGAUGAAUAGAAAUUAUUCGGCUUUUAUGAUUGAUGUAAGGCUUGUUUGAUUCUCUACUGUGAUUGGCCAUAUAUUCUGUCUUGUAUAUUUUAGUAUCUGAAUAAAUUUUUUAAACUUA